Drosophila grimshawi is the source of this 2846-nucleotide messenger RNA. RefSeq names its product esterase B1. The record is from RefSeq and is a predicted model, not a curated record. The transcript is spliced from 4 exons. Lineage: Eukaryota; Metazoa; Arthropoda; Insecta; Diptera; Drosophilidae. Bases 529 to 2313 code for a protein of 594 amino acids.
ACGCGCAACCCCUGAGUAAAACGCAACUCAAGCCUAAGGCAUCAAAGCCAGCUUCAAAAUAAAUAAAAAGCAUCGAAACGCAACGCAUUCAAUUAAAAAGAACAUCGCGAAUGCAACGCGACUUCAAUUACCGGCAACAAGUGAAACGUGUUGAGUUGAGUGCUUCUAAAUCUGAAAAAAAGAAAGAAAAUAAUAUAUAUAUACAAUUUAAAUCAACUUUUACGUCCCUGAGGAAAAGGACAAACGUAUAAAAAAAAAAAAAUCAAUCAUAAUAUUGCUAGUUAAAGCCUGCGAAAAGGGCACGUUGCGCAUACGCCGCGUGGGCGUAGCUUUUUUUCUCAUAUGUUCGCCACUUGAAACAAUUUGGCCUUGUCGUGUUGAUUUUUACUGUGAUAUAAAACAACUUGUGAAUUUUUACUGCCCCUGUGAGUGGGUGUGUUUCCGAGUGUGUGUGUGUGUGUGUAUAGAACUCAGGCAGAAAGGAAUCGAAUUGCGCCGCGCUUUGCGGUACUGCGGAACCGCAGCAACAUGUCAUUUGAUAUUGCCAUUGCCGAUCAGAUGCGUAUCGCAUUAAACUAUGUCAAGUUCAAGACAAAACAACAGCGCCUUCGGAGCAAGGAUAAGGUCAUUGCGGAAACGGUCUACGGCAAGGUGAAGGGCGUCAAAUGGCGCUCGAUCUAUGGCAACAAUUACUACAGCUUUGAGGGCAUACCCUUUGCCAAGCCGCCGUUGGGGGAGUUGCGUUUCAAGGCGCCCGUCGAGCCCGAUCCUUGGACCGACGUGAAACGUUGCACUCGCGUGCGAACAAAGCCCUGCCAGAUGAAUCUGGUGUUGAAGCAUGUGCAGGGUAGCGAAGAUUGUCUGUACUUAAAUUUAUAUACACGAGAGCUACAUCCACAAAAGCCGCUGCCCGUUCUCGUCUGGAUCUAUGGCGGUGGCUUUCAAAUGGGCGAAGCAUCCCGUGACCUCUACAGUCCCGACUAUUUUAUGAUGGAGCAUGUGGUGCUGGUGACCAUAUCCUAUCGGCUGGGCGUGCUCGGCUUUCUUACGCUCGACGAUGAGCAGCUGGAUGUGCCUGGAAAUGCAGGUCUCAAGGAUCAAGUACUCGCCCUGCGCUGGGUCAAGCACAAUUGUCACUUUUUUGGCGGUGAUCCCGAUAACAUAACGGUAAUUGGCGAGAGUGCUGGUGCCGCCUCCACACACUACAUGAUGCUCACGGAGCAGACAAGGAAUCUCUUUCACAAAGCAGUGCUAAUGUCAGGAUGUGCUCUAUCGCCCUGGUCCAUAACGCCCAAAUACAACUGGGCCUAUCGCUUGGCACAGGCGACGGGCUUUACGGGUGAGCCGAAUGAUCGGGAGAUCCUGAACCAUCUGCGUCAGAGCAAGGCAAGCAACAUGUUGCGCAUGGCGGAUGAUAUUAUCACCAUGGAGGAGCGUCAUCAGCGCAAGGUGAUGUUUAGCUUUGCGCCCACCGUUGAGCCGUACAACUCGGAGCAUUGUGUGAUACCCAAGCCACCGAUUGAAAUGAUGCGCAACUGUUGGGGCAACGAUAUACCCAUGGUGGUCGGUGGUAACUCCUUCGAGGGACUACUCGUCUUUCCAGAGGUGCGCAAGUGGCCAGAACUGCUCUGCGAUCUGGGCGAUUGCGAGUAUCUGUCGCCCGAGGAUGCCGGCCUGACUGCGGAUCAGAGGCGCGCCUUUGGUAAACAGCUAAAAGCCACCUACUUUGGAGAUAAGCAACCUGGUCGGGACACUAUACUUGAAUACAGCGAUCUCUGCUCCUACAAAUACUUCUGGCACGGGAUCCAUCGCACACUGCUGUCGAGGAGUCUGAAUGCGGCCAAUGCGCCCACAUUUCUGUAUCGUUUCGAUUUCGACUCGGAGCAUUUCAAUAUAAUGCGAAUUAUUACAUGUGGCCGCAAGGUGCGUGGCACUUGCCAUGCGGAUGAUUUAUCCUAUUUGUUCUACAAUGCGGCAGCCAAAAAGCUAAAGCAUCGCACGGCCGAGUUCAAGACGAUACGACGACUGGUUUCCAUGGUGGUGCAGUUUGCCGCAAACGGUGAUCCCAGCAUACCGCUCGUCACGCACCUGGGAAUUGGGAAUGGGGACGUGCAGCCUCAGCCGCAGCCGCAACUGCUGCAGACACAAACACAAACACAAACAAAGGAGCAGAUCUGGCUGCCCAUAUCCCGGCAGGAUGUGGUGUUCAAGUGCUUGAAUAUUUCACAAGAUGUUCAGGUGAUUGACUUGCCAGAGGCUGAAAAGCUACGGCUCUGGGACAGCAUGUAUGCCGACAAGCAACUUUUGUACUAGGCUAACAUAUGUAUACUUUUCUGGCUCCUUGCUCCUGGCCCUUUGCCAUUUAAUAUUUACUUUAGCUUUAAGCCGUGGCCCUGAGUUGGCUCUAAAUGCACAGCCCACAUGUAAAUCUGUUUUCGCAGGCAUCAAAUGUACAUGUGUAAAUACAGAUUUUUUUUUAUAGCAAAGCUAUUAAAAGUAAAGAAAAGCAUACAAAAACACAUACACACAAGCACACACAUGAGCACAUACAGGAGCACACACAUGAGUGUGUGUGCACACAGGUUACGCUAUUUAUAAAAUGGUUAUCUAAUGGCAAUAUUAUGUAAAUGGAAGUCAGUCAAAUUUAAAAUGAAUAAGCCAUCAUCAAUAUAUAUUUUUAUAGCAAAAUUAUUUUUUAAUACAUAUUUAACUAACAUAUAUAAAUAGAAAUGUAAGUUUAUAUUAUCUACAAUUGCUAAGGUGUUUCGGUAAAUUUCGUUAAUAUUAGUUUGUAGUAAUUACAAAUAAAACAUAUGUAUACACUUAUAUACAGGCAUAUAAAUAUA